AUGCGUUUCACACUCGCUUUGUCUACUCUGGCCAUGGCCAUCUCCGUUGGAGCCAUCACCGUCACCGAGCCUAAGGAGGGUGCCGAUAUCACUUCCUCCAGCUCUCUGGAUGUGAAGUGGACUUACGUCAACACCGAUGAGACGAGCCUCGACAUCUACCUCGUCAACCAAGCAGUUUACCCUAACGUGAACAAGAAGCUUGCCUCCGACGUCAGCACCUCCGAUGGCUCCUACACCGUGAAUGUCGGCAACAUUCCUUCGGGCCACGGCUACCAGAUUAGCCUGAAGUCCGAUGAAGAACACAACACUGGAAUCCUUGCUCAGUCCAACCAGUUCAACGUGACUGAGUCCGCCAGCAAGUCUACUUCUUCUUCGUCCACCGAAUCCAGCACCUCGUCGUCUACUAAGACUACCACCGCGACCUCCAUGGAUGCCGUGUCCACCACCACCUUCACCUCCACUGGUUCGGACACCACCAUGACUGGUACUUCCACUAUGACUGCCAGCAACGGUGCAAGCACCGCCUCGGGCAUGAUGACCUCUGCUUCUUCCACCGCCAACUCCACUGCCGCUGCUACUGCUACUCCUUCCGCUGGUGCUGGUUUCGCUGUCGCCGCGCACCCCGCUGCUGCUAUCGGCGUUGUCGGUGGCCUUAUGGCUUUCAUGCUGUAA
Molecule: messenger RNA, 672 nt
Organism: Penicillium longicatenatum
Lineage: Eukaryota; Fungi; Ascomycota; Eurotiomycetes; Eurotiales; Aspergillaceae
Product: GPI anchored serine-threonine rich family protein
Exons: 4
Coding region: 1-672 (223 amino acids)
Source: RefSeq, a predicted model, not a curated record